This is a messenger RNA of Solanum stenotomum, 2019 nucleotides long. RefSeq names its product pentatricopeptide repeat-containing protein At2g30100, chloroplastic. The record is from RefSeq and is a predicted model, not a curated record. Bases 269 to 1780 code for a protein of 503 amino acids. Lineage: Eukaryota; Viridiplantae; Streptophyta; Magnoliopsida; Solanales; Solanaceae. The transcript has 2 exons. Gene Ontology annotation, molecular function: protein binding.
AUCAUUCAAACAAAGCCAUUAGAAAUCUAAUGGCACUUGCUUAAAACAUCAUCUUCUUUGUUAGCCUCACUUUCCGUUUUCAUUCACCGGCAACACCGCCGUCCACCGCCGUGUUUCAUCCUUCCUCACUUUCCAUUUUAAACAUCCUUCAGGGUUCAGCUCACUAAAAGCUCAUUUUUUUUGCUAUAAUUUUCACAUCUGAAUUCUGUUUCAACCGAUUAUCAUCUGUUUGAGCAAAGUUAGCUUUUCCUUGAAAAGACUGAGAUAUAUGGCUACUGUUAACGAAAUUGCAUCUCUUACCUAUCUGGGAUUAAGUAAAGUUGUUUUUCCUAAACGGUGUGGUUUGGGUAACCCUCAAACUUGGCUGAAAUGGAGGAGUAGCUGGGUUUUGGGUGGGGUGGGUUGUAGUAGUCGAAGCCCUAGUUUUGUUAAUCCAAGGAGGAAUGGGUUUAAGUUGUUUAAUUCGGUUGAAUUGGGUAGUUUUGUGACGAGUGAUGAUGAGGAGAAGAAUGAGAUGAGUGAUUGUUUUUUCGAGGCGAUUGAGGAACUAGAAAGAAUGACGAGAGAGCCAUCAGAUGUACUUGAGGAAAUGAAUGAGAGGUUAUCUGAUAGAGAAUUGCAGUUGGUGUUAGUGUAUUUUGCGCAGGAAGGGAGGGAUUCGUGGUGUGCGUUGGAGGUGUUUGAGUGGUUAAGGAAAGAGAAUAGAGUCGAUAAGGAGACGAUGGAGCUUAUGGUUUCGAUAAUGUGUGGAUGGGUGCAGAAGUUGAUUGGGUCUAAGAGUGAAGCAGGAGAUGUAGUGGACUUGUUGGUUGAUAUGGACUGUGUAGGAUUGAACCCGAGUUUUAGUAUGGUUGAAAAGGUUAUAUCUUUGUAUUGGGACGCGGGUGAGAGGGAGGGAGCUGUGUCGUUCGUGAAGGAGGUGUUGAGGAGGCAGAUUGCUUACUCAGAUGGUAAUGUAGAUGGGCAUAAGGCUGGUCCUGCUGGUUAUCUUGCUUGGAAGAUGAUGGAGGUGGGUAAUUACAAGGAUGCGGUCAAACUAGUUAUUGACAUUCGAGAUUCUGGGUUAAAGCCAGAGUUAUACAGCUAUUUAAUUGCAAUGACAGCUGUGGUAAAAGAGCUGAAUGAAUUUGGGAAAGCUCUACGCAAAUUAAAAGGUUUUGCCAGAACUGGUCUUGUUGCUGAGCUUGAUUUAGAAAAUCUUAGGCUCAUUGAAGAAUAUCAAGCAGAUCUAUUGGCUGAGGGUGUACAAAUGUCUGAUUGGUUGAUUCAAGAGGGUGGCCCUUCUCUUUUUGGGGUGGUUCAUGAGAGGCUUCUUGCAAUGUAUGUCUGUGCUGGCCGCGGAAUAGAAGCUGAGAGACAUUUGUGGCAAAUGAAGUUGUCUGGCAAGGAAGUCACCGGAGAUCUUCAAGACAUUGUCUUAGCAAUAUGUGCUUCCCAAAAGGAGCUAGGCCCCAUCUCAAGGCUGCUUACCGGGAUGGAGGCUUCAAGCUCGUUACAGAAAAAGAAAACAUUGUCAUGGCUGUUAAGAGGUUACAUUAAAGGCGGACACUUAGAGAAUGCUGCAGAAACAGUAAUUAAGAUGCUUGACUUGGGUUUGUAUCCAGAUUUUCUGGACAGAGCAGCUGUGCUGCAGAGACUAAGACGACGAAUUCAACAAUCUGGAAGCUUGGAAACAUACCUUAACCUUUGCAAACACCUUUCAGAUGCGAGUUUGAUUGGUCCAUGUCUUGUAUAUCUGUAUAUAAAGAAAUAUAGACUAUGGAUAAUAAGGACUCUUUGAGCAACUUGGAGAAGCCCCCUCCUGUUCUGAAGCUAUAGAAGACGGUGCUCUCGUCUGUUGCAGGCUUUGAUGUGUAUAAUAUGUAUAGUUUUAGAUGAUUCGAGAAACAUACAGUGAGCGAGAGAGAGAGAGAGGGCAAGAUGUUGGCUGCUGGUCUAAUUUAGAUGUCCAGAAUUGCAACAUUAAGCAUCUUGUUCUCAAGUUCGAGUUCGAGUUUGUAUAUAUUAAUGUAGAUGUAA